AUGAGCGCCCGCAUGCAGAUUCCUCUGUCGCAGCGGCGACACACGAACGUGGCCGUCGUGCGCCACACAAAAAACGGUGUCAGGUUAGAGAUCGCGUGCUACAAGAACAAGGUGAUAUCUUACCGUGCCGGGAUCGAGACGCGCAUGGACGAGGUGCUGCAGGUGGAGCGCGUCUUCACGAACGUCUCCCGUGGUCUGUAUGCCUCGGAGAAGGAGAUCCAGACUGUCUUUGGCGAGGGAGCAAGCGAAAAGGAGGCAUUGCAGUACAUCCUCGACCACGGCGAGCUGCAGGUCGCACAGCAAGAACGUGCGGCGGAGAUAGACCAGAUGUUCAUUGACAUCGCGGUCAUCAUCUCGCAGAAGUGUCUAAACGAAGUGACACGGAGGCCCUUCCCCAGCCAGGUCAUUGAGCAGGCGCUGCGCUCCAUCGGCGCCGUGGUCAAGCUAGACCAGCCGGUAAAGAAGCAGGCGCUCGCACUAAUUCAUCAACUCAUGGAUGCGAAGAUAAUUCCCAUUGCACGCGCGCGGAUGAAGCUGCGCUGCGUCGCCCCUGAUGAGCCCUCGCUGGAGAGGCUUGUUGGGUGGUGCGAGUCGAACGACGCCUCCAUCCUCCGGAGGGUCACCGACGCCGGGGACGCGGAUGCCGCGGCGCACACACACUCGCUGCUGAUUCUCCUGCAGCCCCACCUGUUCCGCGAGAUUGAAAAGUUUGUGAAGAGUGAGCUGCCGCCGGGUGGAACAGUGCACACGAUCGAGAGCGCCGCCGUGGACGUGGGCGAAGGUGACGUGAUGGACGCCGAGCUGAUUGCGCGUGCCAACGCUCACGUGACGGGAGCCGGUGGCGUGAGGAACGCCGCUACGAGCCUUCGCACCGGCAGCAGCAGCGGCAACCCGCACACCGACGGCGGUCGGGGUAGGACGAAGGGGAAGGGGGGCGGCAGGAACCCGCAGGGAGUGCGGCGCGUGCCGGGGAGGGACGGCGACACCGAUGAGCAAACCGCGACCACUGCCGAGCUUUCCUCGACACCUGCGGAGGCUGACGGGGACGGCGACGACUUGAAAGCGGCCCUCAGCAGGUUGGCUCUCGCCGAGAAGUCUGCCUCCGACGAUGAGGAGGCGGACGGGAGGGGUAGGCGUGGGAAGAGGAAGGCGAAGCGACGCCAGGGACGGCAACCACAGCAGCCGCUGUCGGUCACCCCAAAAGAGGUGGUGGGGGUCGAGGGCCAGGAGGGGAGCGAUGAUGAGGUGCUGGUGAACCGCAAGCAGCGCAAGCAGGCGGCGGCGAAGGUGAAGGCGAAGGAUGACGGUGCACACCAAGGCUGGAGUGAUGAUGGUGACGAUGGUGCUUACGGGCACGGCUGUGAGGAAGGGGAGUCGGGAGAAUGA
Messenger RNA from Trypanosoma conorhini, 1386 nucleotides. RefSeq names its product SBDS-like protein. Bases 1 to 1386 code for a protein of 461 amino acids. NCBI's taxonomy places the organism in Eukaryota, Euglenozoa, Kinetoplastea, Trypanosomatida, Trypanosomatidae. The record is from RefSeq and is a predicted model, not a curated record. The transcript has a single exon. Gene Ontology annotation, biological process: ribosome biogenesis.